Messenger RNA from Pyrus x bretschneideri (Chinese white pear), 2581 nucleotides. RefSeq names its product O-fucosyltransferase 29. The record is from RefSeq and is a predicted model, not a curated record. Lineage: Eukaryota; Viridiplantae; Streptophyta; Magnoliopsida; Rosales; Rosaceae.
UUCCUUCAUCAAAGGCAGUUUCACGCUUCCUCUCUCUCUCUCUCUCUCUUUUCUUGUUUGUCUCUCUAAAGGUCUCCAGUGUCUUCCAACACAUCUCAAAAGCUGCACAGUGACUGUUGCCUGAAACCCCGCACUCUACAGGUUUAGGGUUUGCGCUCCAAAUUGAACCAAUAUUCGAUUUCGAACCCCCGCAUUCCCAUUAUUUACGCCACCUUCCCUUCCUCUUUUUCCAGCCUCCUCUCCCCGAACAGCACUCUGCCGCGCGCGCUUCCGCAAUCCGAUCGCGGAGGGCGAAUGGCAUUUCCAGUAAAUAAGCUGGAAGAGUGAGGGCGGUUGUUCUGGAUGGGCAUGGUGAAGGCGUGGCGGUUCAGCUGGACUCCGGCGACAGCGAAGCUGGCUCUGUUACAGCAGCACCACCAGAACGGCUUCAACAAUGGCGGCGAGAAGAAGCACGUGCUGAGCUUGAGAUCACCCGCCCCGGCCCCCGCCAUCGCCAUCGCCACCAAAAUGACGCCGUCGCUGUCGCAGAAGGAGAGGAAGCAGACGGUGAUGUCGUGGUCGUGGUCGCUGGUGUGUGGGCUGAUGCUGUUUGGGCUGGGCCUGAUUUCGCUCUUCACCGGUCACGUGGCAUCUGAUCUCGAGUGGUACUCCCAGCGCUUGGUCAUGAACACUUCAUUAAGUUCAUUCUACACAAAGCGGAAUGGAAAUGGUCGUGAGGCAAUUGAUGUUUGGAAGUCCAGCUACUCGAAAUUCUACUCCGGGUGCAGUCAAAGAGGGCCUCGCUAUGCUCCGGCUGUGAAAGAGCGAUCGUCAAAUGGGUAUUUGCUGAUUGCAACAAGUGGGGGGUUGAACCAACAAAGAACAGGAAUAACAGAUGCAGUCGUGGUUGCCCGGAUUCUUAACGCUACCUUAGUUGUACCCGAGCUGGAUCAUCAUUCCUAUUGGAAGGAUGACAGUGACUUUAUCCACAUUUUUGAUGUCGAUUGGUUCAUGUCUUAUCUUGCAAAAGAUGUGACGAUUGUCCGGAGAGUUCCUGAGAAAGUCAUGCGGAGCAUGGAAAAGCCUCCAUAUACCAUGCGUGUGCCAAGGAAAUCUGAACCUGAAUAUUAUAUUGAACAAGUUUUGCCUAUACUCUUGAGGAGACGUGUUUUGCAAUUGACAAAGUUUGAUUAUAGACUUUCAAGUAACCUUGACGAUGAGCUGCAAAAGUUGCGUUGCCGUGUUAAUUAUCAUGCACUUAAAUUUACAAAAUCUAUACAUGAACUCGGUCAGAAACUUGUUAUGAGAAUGCGAAAGAUGGCAAAACGUUUCAUUGCUGUUCACUUGAGGUUUGAACCUGAUAUGCUAGCAUUUUCUGGGUGUUAUUAUGGCGGGGGUGAUAAAGAGAGAGAUGAGUUUGCUGAAAUAAGGAAACGAUGGGCGACAUUACCUGAUUUAAGCGCCGAGGAAGAGCGAAAGCGAGGAAAAUGUCCACUGACUCCGUAUGAAGUGGGUUUGAUGCUGCGUGCACUUGGUUUUGCAAAUGACACGUAUCUCUACAUUGCUUCUGGAGAAAUAUAUGGUGGGGAAGAGACUUUGAGACCACUAAGAGAGCUCUUCCCAAAUUUUUACACAAAGGAGAUGCUUGCUAGUGAGGAGCUGAAACCUUUUCUUCCAUUCUCCUCCCGUCUUGCUGCAAUUGACUACAUUGUCUCUGACGAAAGUGAUGUAUUUGUCACUAAUAAUAACGGGAAUAUGGCCAAGAUUCUCGCAGGUCGAAGGAGGUAUAUGGGUCACAAGCGGACCAUCAGGCCAAAUGCUAAGAGGCUUAGUGCUUUGUUCAUGGCUAGGCAUCAGAUGAAUUGGGAAACAUUUUCAAAAAAAGUAAAGUCAUGCCAAAAAGGAUUCAUGGGUGACCCUGACGAGGUGAAACCUGGUCGGGGUGAAUUCCAUGAAUUUCCACAGGCUUGCAUCUGCCAGAAACCAUUCAAAGAUAUUGAAAAGAGCAACGACAGAGAUCAUCACGCGGCAGGAAAAACGAAAAGUACAUAUAAUGUAGAGAAACCAGGUGAGAAGGCUUUACAAAUUUCAAUCAAGAGGAACAUGGGAAAAGAGCGCUUAUCUUUAGGAGAUGACGAAAAGGAUGAAGUUUUCCCAGACUAAAGGGACGAAGAAAGGAAGCAGGCUAAAAGGAGACCAACUAGGUGGUGGUUGGACGGAUCUCUCAUCUAAACUGAUCGGCUAUGGUGGUGACUUGCCUCUUACUAUGGCAAUUUUUUCAUCUUGCCAGCCCCAAAUUUCAUGCACGGGGUGACGCCAUUACACAGGUUAUAUCUGGUUGCUGUUCUAUCUCCGUCGUGAAUGAAUGUAUUCAAUCCAUGUACAGGAGAGAGUUUCACCGAGCUGCAAUUGUUUAUAAAUUAGUUUUGCUAGUAAAUAACUCUAGCCGGGGCAGAAACCCAUCGCUUGCCAGGUUCUGUUGCAUUAACAAAGUUCCCCGAAUGUUUUCUUCUCUUUUAUUCCCCCACUUUCUGGGUUCCAAGUUUCGGUAACGAGUGUAAACAGGUUGAUUUAUAGCUUCAAUAUCCUCUAGUUUCUUUCA